AUGGCUGUUCGUGCGCAGUUUGAGAAUUCAAAUGAAGUCGGUGUCUUCUCUACAUUGACAAACUCAUAUGCCUUGGUUGCUGUUGGCGCCAGUGAGAACUUCUACAGUGUAUUCGAAGCAGAACUCCAAGAUGUUAUCCCAAUUUGCCAUGCCACAAUCGCAGGAACUCGUAUUAUUGGACGUUUGACUGCAGGUAACAAGAAGGGACUUUUGGUACCAACGAGCACAACAGAUCAGGAGUUGCAACAUUUGAGAAAUAGUUUACCGGACAGCGUUAAGAUACAGAGAAUAGAAGAGAGACUUUCAGCUCUUGGAAACGUCAUAGUAUCAAACGAUCAUGUCGCCCUUGUCCAUCCAGAUCUUGAGCGCGAAACCGAAGAAAUUAUUGCCGAUGUCCUCGGUGUUGAAGUUUUCCGUCAAACCAUCGCCGAUAAUGUCCUUGUCGGAUCCUAUAUGGCACUUUCCAACCAAGGUGGUAUCGUCCAUCCAAAAACCAGCAUUCAAGAUCAAGAUGAAUUAUCUUCGUUAUUACAAGUUCCAUUGGUUGCAGGUAGUGUAAACAGAGGUAGCAGUGUAGUUGGUGCAGGUAUGGUUGUUAACGAUUGGAUGGCCGUUACUGGUUUGGAUACUACGGCUACGGAAUUGAGUGUGGUCGAGAGUGUAUUCAGGCUGGGCGAGGGACAAGGCCCAAGUGAUAUUGCGGGAAAGAACAAGGAUACCAUGGUGGAAAGUUUCUAUUAA
Molecule: messenger RNA, 741 nt
Organism: Botrytis sinoallii
Lineage: Eukaryota; Fungi; Ascomycota; Leotiomycetes; Helotiales; Sclerotiniaceae
Exons: 4
Coding region: 1-741 (246 amino acids)
Biological process (GO): maturation of 5.8S rRNA; assembly of large subunit precursor of preribosome; cytosolic ribosome assembly
Cellular component (GO): cytosol; nucleolus; preribosome, large subunit precursor
Molecular function (GO): ribosomal large subunit binding
Source: RefSeq, a predicted model, not a curated record